AAUCCUCUUAUUGGAUACUGUAAAGUUUGGGACAGGACACCGGUCUAGCUCAGCAUCCACUUCACUAUUCGCUAGUCUCCCCAGUCCGUCAAGUGGACUUUGACAGGCCGCCACACCCACUGAUCUCUGGCGCCGAUGCUGACUGGCUACUGUACCUGUCAACGACCUCUCAUUGGUCGGCUUGCCCAGCUGUUAGUGGUUCAUUCACCAUUUUGUGACUGUAGUGGAAAAGAAGAGCGAUAGUUUUUUAUAUCCUUGUUUGAGUUUCUGUGGGGGAAAGACAUGUUUUGCGGAGGAAAAGUAAAGAGUGAGUCCGGCCCGCACAGCCACCACAGCCGACAGCCGAGGGAUGUUACCAUGAGUUACGCGAACCUCCUCAUCGGCAAAAUAAGACCAUAAAUCUUUCUCUGGCCAGUGGUGAAAAGCUCUGUUUGGGAGCUGCGAGUUACCACGACGCGAGAGCCAACUGCCAACGGUCGGUCGUUCGGUUGUUCCGCUACCGUGUGAAGAAAUGGAGUGACAACGCGAGGAAGUAUCGAGAGAAAGGGGAGGGGUGUGGGGGGGUGUAACAGCCUAAAAACUUUCUGAAAUGUUUUUACCGCAGUCCCACGGACACCCACGGAACAUUUCAGCUCCGUUAAAACGGCGAGAUUCCAGUACAGAGGGAACAGAAAAAACGUGCAAAAGAAAAAGUGUUGGAAAACAAGGAGUGCUUUGGAAGUAGAAAAAAAAGGAAACGCCGUGCAAUCUGCAGGACUUGGUGAGCAGUGAAGAAAAGAUGAGGCCAUUAAAGAAACACAGAGGGCGUUCUCCCCCGUUAACUAGAGGCAGAGGGGGGAGGAGGAGAGGGGGCUCUCAGCCUCCCCAAGAAAAGGACCCCAGAAGAGUCAAGAGGGAGACUCUUGUCAAAACCACACAAAGCACCCCUUCCAAACGCAAACACGGCCAACCCAACUCUGACAAGGAACCAAUCACAAAUAGCAAUACCCCCAUGAGGGAGGAGCCUACUGAACUGAGGAAACCUGUGGAGUCAGCUGAGAAUGGUGGAAAGCAAGCAGAAGAAAAGACAGAAAAGGAGAAGAUAGCGGGCACAAAUGGAAACAGUACUAUGCCCGCUGAUUCUGUAGCAUUUCCUACCUCUGCCCCAGCGCCACUCACCACAGCUACACCCUCUAUAGCCACCAGUCACAGCCCCAGUUUAGGCUCAGUUUCUAGUAGGAAAACAGCCACGUUUAAGGCUCGUGUACCCAAAAAAAAAUACACAUAUGAGCACUUUGCCAACAGUGCAAGUGUUACAUCUACCAUUCCUACCUCCAGCCCUGCUCUCGUAAAUAACAGUUACUGCAAUAUCAGCAGCAAAGUUAGUGAUAGUGUUAAUAGUCCCAAUAACCAUUUCAAGACUAGUAACAGUGUUAGUAAUAGCAUUAAUAAAAGCACUAACAGUAGUACUAAUAGUAACGCUACAAGUGGUAUUAAUAACAUGAGCAGUAACAGUUGUGAUGGGAGCCAUACUACUUUUAUCAAUAGCAGUAAUAGCAUAAGUAACAGUUGCUCAGGUAAUCAGCCAUCAGUGCUAACUGUGGACAGUAAAGCUACAGAAGCAAACCAUUUUGUCUCCAUGGAGGAUAAAACCCUCAGGACAGCAGAUUCCCAGGAAAAAGCGUCCCAGUCUGGGGAAAAUGAGCCUGAGGGGGCCCCGAACUCUGUGCGCUCCUCCUCCACGGAUACAGCUAGUGAGCACUCGGCUGACCUGGAUGUGAUGGAAGCAUCAGGACCAAGUCUUCAUCAGAAGAACUACCACAUCCCAGCUCCUCUACACAACUCACACCCUAAAGAGCCCAAUCUGUCAGAGGGGCUAGCUGAAGCUCUGGCCAAAGGCAUGAAGAACCAGAGAGUCCUGGCUCGCUGUGUCACAAGCGGUGGUGAGGCUACGAAUAGUGGACACUCACGCCCCCCGUCACAUAUUUUUAGACCAGGGGUGGUGCGUAGGGUGUGUGGGGGUACUGUCGAAGUUCAGCUCCAAGGAGAGGAGACCCUUGUAAAAUAUCCAUUUCAUAGUGGAAGUACAAUGACGUCGUCAGGGACUGAGAGCACUGUGGAUUUUAUUUUAGAUGCCCCCCCACCUGGCAUGACACCUGUAGCUGUUGGGACCCAAGUGUGUGUUCCGUUUGGUGGGGAGGAAGGAGAAUCUCUGUUGUACAGAGAGGGGAUUGUUACUGAGGUGGACCCACACCCUGGUGUCUCAUUUCCUUACCAGGUGCUCCUGAGUGAAAAAAAAGAAACUCUGGGUGGAGGGGCAAUAGAGGAGAAAGAGAAAAGGAGCACAAGCAGCCAGGCUGUGUGGGUGUCCCGACAGAGCCUGAGAUUACUCACUCCUCCUUGGGAGGUCUCACAUUUAGAUGGUGGGAGAGCAAAGGAGAGAGAGCGGGAGAGAGAACGGGAAGAGAGACAGCGGCGGGAGGAGAUGGAGGUCGAGAGAGAGGUUUGCCAGCUGAGUAUUGGAAUGGGAGUGUUGGGAGGUGGAGUAAGGCUGGGUCAUAGUUUUUCACAUGGCGGGGUUAUAGGAGGACAUAACUAUGGAACCGUACAUCCACCCACAAAUUCCUCCACUGGGACUUCUAGUGCCGUUACCAGCACAGGUCACGGAUGCAGCGAUAAUUACUCUGAUCGAGAAAGACAGAAAGAGCCAAACACACCAGAAGAAGAUGUUGAGGUGUCUCGUUUUACACACACCGUUAGUCAUAAGACAAAUCCUGCAACCUCUCAGCACAACAGCAUCCUCUGCAAGUCCAGCAGCUAUCCUCCCUCCUCCCCCCACCUCUCUGUGGUGAGAAGCUUGGGACCCCCACACCUCUCCACUGUAGCUAGUCCUCAGCCAACUCCAUCCCCAGCCUUACUGGGGUCUGAAAUGAACAACACCACUUUAAACCUACCUCCAUCCAAAACCACUCCUACUCAGACCCUUACUCCUACUUCUGGUGGGGGGUCCUCCUCUACCUCCUCGCGCUCAAGGACGCCCCUUUCAUUGGCUCAGCAGAAAUACAAAAAGGGUGAUGUUGUCUGCACACCUAAUGGUAUCCGUAAGAAGUUCAAUGGUAAGCAGUGGAGGAGGCUGUGCUCCAGGGAGGGUUGUAUGAAGGAGUCUCAGCGCCGAGGAUACUGCUCUAGACACCUGUCCAUGAGGACCAAAGAGAUGGAGGCUGCAGGUGCAGAGAGGGGAGGAGGAGGAGGCAGCAGCUCAGGGACAGUCACCCCUUCUGACCUCCGGGGAAGAGCAAGCAGUGAGUUUGAGUGGGACGACACAUCAAGAGAGAGCAGUGAGGCCAGCAGCAGAGGAGACUCCAGACCCCGACUGGUCCUCCCCUCCCUCCUCCCUCAUGACCUGUCGUCACGGUUUGACUUUGAUGAGUGUGAGGCUGCCACCAUGCUGGUGUCAUUAGGAAGCUCCCGCUCUGGCACCCCCUCCUUUUCUCCCAUCUCCAACCAGUCACCCUUUUCCCCUGCCCCCUCUCCCUCGCCCUCUCCACUGUUCGGUUUCAGGCCGGCCAACUUCUCCCCGAUUACGGCAUCCCCGGUCUUGCAACAUCGGAGGCACAGACAGCCCAGUGGCACAGGGGGAGGAGGGGGAGGGGGCAGUAAGGCAUCAUCCACAUCUGGAGGAGAAAGGGAGAGACACACUUCAGGCGUCCAACCCACCUUACAGAGUAACCUUACGUUUACAGUCCCCAUGAGCCCCAGUAAGCGAAAGCCAGAUGCACCUCUUCCACCACCCUUGCCCUCACAUCACCAUGAUUACACACCCAAAACAGAGCUGGAUCCUGGCGACCAUAACAGCUCUUUCAGAGUGCUGUCACCCCAAACGCCAGCUUUGCAUUCCCGCACACACACUCCCACCUUCUCCCGACCCAGAGGAGUGACCACUCCCUCCUCCAGCAGGCCCCCUUCUUCCACUGCUGUCUCCCCUCCUCCUCUUCUGGUGUCCCCAACUCCUCCUUCUCCUCUCACUACUGACGGAGGGCCUCGUCGUGUGGUCCCUGUUUCCCAACAGGCCUUGCGGGACUCUCCUGUUAUUGUGAGGAAUCCCGAAGUCCCACUGGCAAAAUUUACAGAGUGUCCCCUGGGAAGAGGAGGAGUAGGUGGUGUUGGAAAUGAGGGAGGGAAGGAAAACAGUUUGUCUAAAGACAUCACCCAAACCCACCUGACUCCUCAGCCAGUUUCUGGCCUCCAGGUUCCUGUCCCAAUUAACGCUGCUGCAGCCGCAGUACCUAAUGGCACUGUCCUCUUACGGAGCCCAGCCCAAACUCUGGUGCUCGUGUCCCCAACACCUUCCUCCUUGCCCACCGCUGACACCCCUGCUACUGCGCUGCAGGCCCUGUCAGUUACUGUCAGCACAACGGUCACAGUUCCUGCUCCAAGUAGCACGGACAGCUGUGGGGAACGAGAAGAGAACAGGGGCGCAGGGUUUGGUGGUGAGGUCCAGCAGCCAGUUCCCUGUCACCCUUCCCCCACAGCUCUGCUGCCCCUGAUCCUGCCAGCGGAAAGUCUUCACCCCGUCCCACGCAAGGACAUCAUCAUGGGACGUCCAGGCACAGUGUGGACCAAUGUAGAGCCCCGGUCAGUUCCAGUCUUCCCUUGGCAUUCAUUGGUCCCCUUUCUGGCACCUACCCAAUCAGAUGCUACUUGUCAGCCAGGAGAGGGCCAGCACCCAGUCAACCACCCUCAAGCAGCCAGUCUGAAGACGGAGUGUCAGGGGGUGGCAGCGCUGCCACAGGAGCCUGCAGAGGCACCUCCCACUGUAGAGAGAGGUCCCCCAUCAAGGCCUCCCCCUGCUUCAGAUGAGCCGCCUCCAGAGAAAGAGAAAGGAGAUACAGAGAGGGAGAGGCCUGACAGUGAAACUGAGAGUGAUGUGGAUGACCCCUUCCUUCCAGGAGUCGUACAAGAGCAGCCUCUCUCUACAUCACCAGGAAAGAGACGUACUCAGUCGCUCAGUGCACUGCCCAAAGAUGGAGACAAGAGCAGCCCUGGAAAGAGGGAGAAGGACCACAUCAGGCGACCAAUGAAUGCAUUUAUGAUUUUCAGCAAGCGCCAUCGAGCAUUGGUUCACCAGCGUCACCCGAACCAGGACAACAGGACAGUCAGCAAGAUUCUUGGGGAAUGGUGGUACGCUCUAGGACCUAAAGAGAAACAGAAGUACCAUGAUUUGGCUUUCCAGGUCAAAGAGGCCCACUUCAAGGCCCACCCAGACUGGAAGUGGUGCAAUAAAGACAGAAAGAAGUCCAGCUCUGAAGGUCGUGGGGUACCAGGGAGCAAAGACAUCAGAGAGAGGAGCAUGUCUGAAUCCACAGAGCCCCAUUCUGUUGAGCUGAAGGGUGUCAGUCCAGGACUGGUGGGCGUGUCCGAGAGGACUACAGGAGAGGGCCAUGCGAGCCAGCUUACUCGCCCCAGAGCCUUCUCCCAAAGUGCUGUGCACAGCCUGGAGCGGAGUGACAGGGGUAAUACGCAAGCCCUUGCAGAACUGGCACAGAUGUGUGGGGAUGGUGGCAAUCAGUUCUCGAGCCAUGCCCCUCCUUUGGCACAGUCUCAGCGUGGGGUCAGCGAGGACAUGACCAGUGAUGAGGAGCGCAUGGUCAUCUGUGAGGAGGAGGGAGAUGAUGAUGUCAUUGAGGACCCUUAUCCCAGCAGCUCCAUAGACCUCAAGUGUAAGGAACGUGUGACUGACAGCGAUAGUGAGAACGGUUCGGGUGAUGAAAGCGAUCGAAAGAGAGUUUUUGCUCCAGUCAUUUGCUCUUCUGCUUCCUCCUCUUCCUCACACCAUACUCCUCAUGGUAGGAGCGUCUCACUGUCCUCCUACCCCACCACCAAGCGCUAUGAUGAGGGGAGAUCAGGAGGGGGAGCAUUUAUGGACCACAGGAGGAAGGAAAGAGCAGAGGGAGAGAAUAAGGAUGCAUUUGGAGGGGAGGAAGGUGGAAGUGGGCAAGCCACUUCUCUCUCCCUUUCUUCUGGUCAGUCAGUCAUGUCCACUUCUCCAGCCGGAGGGCCUCUUCCCUCAUCAGUAAGUUCGCUGGGGGCGAACCCACUCCUUAGGGUGGCCUCUACAGUGGUGACCAAUGUAAUGCGUCCUGUUAUCAGCACACCGCUCCCUAUCGCUAGCAAACCUAGAGAUGGAGCCACUUCAUCCAACCCUCACCCUUCCGAAAGGAAGUCUCUGACUCCCCAGCAGCAGCCACAACUCUUGAUUGGUUCAGCUUCAGGAGGCGGGGCCACAGCCACAGGGGGUGGGUACUAUUCUUCGUCAUCACCCAGUCCAGCUAUGGGUCCAGGUGGUGUAGUGACUAAUUUAGUGUUAGGAGGGGCUUUGCCUCCCCAACCCUCUAUACAGCUUGUAACCCCCUCCCCACAACCCCAGCCAUCUCAGCCGCAGGCUCUUCCACCCACUGCUGUUUCAGCUCAGCAUAGCCAAACCAACGGGCCCCUGCCUCUGCCCCUGCUUCAGCCCCAGUUCCUUCCUGCUUCCUCCCUGGCACCCCCUGGGAGUAAGGCCAUCACUCAAGUCCAGUACAUUCUGCCUACCCUACCUGCCAACACCAACCCAAAGAGUCCACCUCAGCAGCUCAGCCAGCCAACCAGUGUCUUCAACCUGCCCACAGCUCCACCGACACAUGUGUCCUUGGCCAAUGGAAAGCAACAGGGUACAAGUCCACUGACGGGAUACACGUCCAGCUCAGCAGUCGGAGUCGGCCCAGGAACUAGAGUGCAAGCACAGUCUCCGGCGCUCCAGGGUAAAAUGCUUGUUCCCAUGGCAACAGUGCGGACUGCGCCAGCACCUGCCCAGCAGUUUCCGAUUGUGGCUCCACCUCUUCCUGUCCAGAAUGGAGCUCAGUCCGGAAGCAAGAUCAUCCAUAUAGCUCCUAUGCCCGUUGUUCAAUCUCAGCUGCCUCAGGGUGGAGCAGUACAUCCUGCCAGCCCCUUCCCUGUAACAGUGGGCACAGCUGCUGUGGUAGCACCAGGAUCAGCCCCCUCCCAGGCUGUUCUAGUGCCACCAGCACCUACAAGGAUCACCUACGUCCAGUCCACUCCAGGGGUACCAUCCACCUUGCCUCUAGUCUCCAAUGCAACAGCCUCCUCCCCUUCGCAGCAAGCUCUGCCAGUUCCUGGGUCUGCAUACGUACCCGCGCCCCUUGCAACUCUUGGGUUCACAGCCAUUGCCCCGCCUGGACAGACGCUUGUACAGCCGCUGAUUGCAGGUCAACCACCACUCCUGGCCACAGCUCAGUCUCCACAGCCCUCCACCUCAGCCCCUGCUUCAGGCUCCGGGGGCCAGAUAGUAACUGCCAUCUACCCUCCUUCACCUAGCGUCACCAUGGCAACAGGGGUGGUCUCCAUGGCAGCAGUACCCCCCAGCGUGGUCUACUCUGUCUCCAGCCCGUCGAGCGCUUCUCCCCACAUCCUGCCCAAACACACAGCAACCCCCUCCAUCAUCACGCACCCACAUCCGGACAGACAGACUGACAGGCACCUGCCUCCGGACAGACCUGCGGAUCGACAAACUGACAGGCAGACGGAGAGGCAGGCAGAACUGCUGACACAUUCGGAAAGACAGCUUGAGAGGCAGACGCAGCCCUCCAGCAGCUCAGCGGCGCCUCCCAGUGGCUCUGCUGGCUCCAUAAGGCCCUGCAGUCCUUCGCUUCAGAUCCAAACACUCGGAAGCACACCAGGCACACCCAAACUCACCCUGCUUCCAGUCAGGGUCCCACAGAAAGUGAAGGCAACAGUGGCCACCAUUCCCGUAGGCAGCUAUGAAGGAGGAGGCCGAGGGAAGGAGAGAGAGCGUGACAAAGACAAGGAGCGAGAGCGGGAGCGAGAGAGAGAGCGAGAAAAGGAGAGGGAAAGGGAAGCUGCAGCCAACAGUCAUUUUGCCUUUGAUCUUGAACCGCCGGGGCAGACGGCGUCUCCAUCAGCACAUCCCACAGAGGAACCAGCAUCCUCACUGGAGGGCUCCAGUGCUGGAGACUCCUCUGACUCAAGAAACAGGGAAAGCACAACCGCCAAAGAGGCUGGGUGGAAGGAGUCCCUCCCCUCCUCUCCUCUCCCUCCUCCAUCAGCCACAGAGCCCGCCCUGCCACCUCCACAGACUGACAAAGAAUGUCCCACACCCAAAAAGGUCAAAGCCCGCCCACCACCUCUGAAGAAGACCUUUGACUCUGUUGAUAAGACUGGAAGGGUGUUGUCAGAGGUGUACUUUGAGGAACGAUUUGCCGAGCUGCCAGAGUUUCGACCCGAGGAGGUUUUGCCGUCACCGACUCUGCAGAGCCUGGCCACCUCACCUCGUGCCAUUCUGGGGAGCUAUCGCCGCAAGAGGAAGAACUCAACAGAUUUGGACUCUGCUACAGACGAGCAAAUCUCCCCAAAGAGGAAGAGUCGGCGGCGUUCCAGCUGUAGCUCCGAGCCCAGCACGCCUAAAAGUGCCGCUAAAUGCGAGGGGGACAUCUUCACCUUUGACAGAGCAGCUUCUUUCCCAGCACCAGAUGGAGAAGACAUCUUGACUGAACUGGAGUUUGAUAAGGUGCCGUACACUUCCCUGCGCCGAACGCUGGACCAGAGGAGAGCACUGGUCAUGCAGCUGUUCCAGGAGCAGGGCUUCUUCCCAUCAGCUCAGGCCACUGCAGCCUUCCAGACGAGAUACUCAGAUAUAUUCCCCACCAAGGUGUGUCUGCAGCUGAAGAUCAGGGAGGUGCGGCAGAAGAUCAUGCAGACAGCUGCUCCUUCCGACAUCUCUAUUUUAGGCGGCUCAGACUCAGCCGGCUCCAUCGCUGGACCUUCUGGGUCUCAGUCAGGGGAAGGAUCUUUGAGAGCGGGUGGAGACCCACAGGAUGAAGACAUGGAACACGGGACAGAAGCGAGCCCGGAGGAUCCUCGUGAUUCACAUGAUUCUUCUAGAUGAGGGGAGCCGGCGAGUUCAAUUGACCCAACCGGUGUCUGUGUGCCACCUCCCCCUAUGCACUUUUCCUUAUCAAUAGUCUCCACUCUGCUCUUGCCAGAUCACGAUUUCUUCCCAUCAUCGGCAUUCGAAUUCUGAGAGUGAGAGACAUUUGUAUGCAAUGUCGGGACCUAUUUUUUUUAAUAAUCUGUGACCAUUGUACCAAAAAAUAAACAAAAAAUUUAAAAAGAACAUCUUAAAAACCAGUGGCACAAAAACCACCACACAUACACCCUGGAAAACUUUGAAUUCUCACACUUGAAUUAGCACUCUGUAUUAACCCACCUUGGAGAAAGCUCCCAUUGAUGCCAGUAAACGAAGGACCAUUGUGUACAGCUGCACUCAUUUGCCUUGAAGAAGAAAGUCUUCCCAUUUUGGAGGGAGAAACACGCUCAACCCUUUCUGAGACAGUGAAAAGCGGGCGGUUUUAAGAGAAGACGUCGUAGGGUUUGAUAUUUGUUUUGUUUUUAAUAGUUUUAGAGGAGUAAAAGCAGUUCAGUACCUGCUCGAGGAACAAACCUGUACCUAGUGACUAACUGUUGUGAGCUCGUCUUUGUUUUUCUGCUGACAUUCGGGGGCUGGGCCCUCAACAGCCAGAAUUGAUUUGAAUUUGACAAGUUGUUGCAGUGGACCUGGAAAAGUUCUUGUGGGGGGGGGUCCACUCAUAUGUAGACCUUCAGGAGAGGCCUACUGGGAGUGACUGAAAAACUGACUGAAAUUUAAGUGGACUUCUGGCAGUGCCAUCAUUCCUGCAGUUACCUGACUGGCCUCCUCCCUCCUCGCGACUGACCCUAGCACAUGCCAGCGGGUAGGGACGAGCAUUCCUGUGCCUCUCAUUCGCUAGCCAUUGAAGGAAGGAAUGUCAGAGUCAUCGGGCACAUCCAGGCUCUUACUCGUAGGACCUCGAUCCUCUGUUGCCAAGCAGUUUUAUUACCGUUUUGUUUUGGGUUUUUUUUUUUAAAGUAAUUUGAUUUGUAUUUAACAUUGUCAUAUUCACUUUGUUGUUGUACUAUUCCUAUGGUUACUAUUAUUAUUAUUAUUAUUAUUAUUACUACUACUACUCAUAUCAUUGCAGUGAAUCCCUGUCCUUAGUUCUUUUUAUCAUUGCGGGCAGAUGUUUCCUUUCUUUCUGUUUUUUUGUUUUUAUAUACUUUUGGAGGCAGGUGAGAGAUGCUGCUCCACACCUGUACAGUUCCUCCGUUGUAGUCUUCCCUUGGCUGGCGUCUCACCUCAGCAAGGACCUGCGGUGCAGUUAAUCUUUUUUCUUUUAUUCUUUUAUUAUUCGUUUUAACAGAGACAGACCUGACGUGGACCUUUAUAUUCAUUCAGCAGUAAUAAGCCGUAUGGUUUUUAGACAACCCACACCCACCCCUCCAGCAAUGCCUCUCUGUCCCUCGAUAAGUUUUACUCUAUAGCCUCAACGUACAUCUCCUUCCUCCACCCCUUUCCUCCCCUCCUUCCUCCCUUUGUCACUUUAUUGCUCUUUCUAGACCUCCCUUUUUUAGGCCGGGCGGAGAGAAACCCGGGGGAAGUGACGGGAGGGUGACAAAUCAAAGAGCGCUGGGUGGAUAUAAUACUGGUUGUGUCUUUGUGCAAGACUUGGUUGUGUUGUAAAUAAUUACUGUAGAGUCAGUAGACUCGUUAUAUUAUUGAUAAGGAAAACUGUCAUUGAACAUAAGUUGACUUUUAAGGCACCAUUACUGAAGGUAAAACACAUGAAAUGGGAAAAAAAGCAACUAUAAUAAAUAUGGCUAUUAAUGUUUUUGUGUUUUACUCCUUGUUUUGCUGUUCCAGUAUGCAGGAGAGGAAUUUAUAUAAAUUAAGUUUGUAUCUGUAUCUUUCAGUAUGCAAAUAAAAAUAGGUGUUCAAUUAAA
This is a messenger RNA of Pundamilia nyererei, 10851 nucleotides long. RefSeq names its product capicua transcriptional repressor b (gene cicb). NCBI's taxonomy places the organism in Eukaryota, Metazoa, Chordata, Actinopteri, Cichliformes, Cichlidae. Gene Ontology annotation, molecular function: DNA-binding transcription factor activity, RNA polymerase II-specific; RNA polymerase II transcription regulatory region sequence-specific DNA binding. The record is from RefSeq and is a predicted model, not a curated record. Gene Ontology annotation, cellular component: nucleus. The coding region runs from base 779 to 8941 and encodes 2720 amino acids. The transcript has 22 exons. Gene Ontology annotation, biological process: regulation of transcription by RNA polymerase II.